Molecule: messenger RNA, 1171 nt
Organism: Arachis stenosperma
Lineage: Eukaryota; Viridiplantae; Streptophyta; Magnoliopsida; Fabales; Fabaceae
Product: GATA transcription factor 9-like
Exons: 2
Coding region: 56-982 (308 amino acids)
Biological process (GO): positive regulation of DNA-templated transcription
Cellular component (GO): nucleus
Molecular function (GO): zinc ion binding; sequence-specific DNA binding
Source: RefSeq, a predicted model, not a curated record
CUCAAUUCUCACACUCAAAAAAAAAAAAAACUUCUCAUUCUCUCGUUUUUUUUUAAUGGAAUUGCCGGAAUACUUCAUUGCGGGAUAUUUUGCCGCCACUCCGGACCAACUCUCGUCGGAGAAGCGUCACGCUGACCAGAAGCCCGGCGAGGUUUUCACCAUUGACGACCUUCUCGACUUCUCCAACGCCAACACCGACGCUAUCACAUCUGACGGAUUUUUCAACAAUACCGCCGGAAACUCCACCGACGUCUCUGUCGUCACCGCAGUCGACAGCUGUAACUCCUCCAUUUCCGGCAGCAGCUUCCGCUGCUUCGCCGGAGUGGAUCCUCAAUUCUCCGAAGAGUUCUGCGUUCCGUAUGAUGACGUGGUGGAACUGGAAUGGCUCUCGAAUUUCGUUGAAGAGUCCUUUCCGGCGGAGGAGGAGCUGAAAACUCUUCACCUUAUCUCCGGCGUGAAGCCUCAGACACCUCAAUCGUCUUCUUCUUCGGAUGCUCGAAACGCACCGUUAUUCCACCCCGAAACGCCUCUCCCAGCCAAGGCACGAAGCAAGCGCUCACGCGCCGCGCCUGGUGAUUGGUCCACGCGCGUGGUUCGGGUUGUUAAAACGGACGCGGAGCAAAGGCCCGCGAAGAAGAGAGAUGGGGCGAAUUCCGAGGCAUCGGGCCGAAAAUGCCUGCACUGCGCGGCGGAACAGACGCCGCAGUGGCGAACUGGGCCCAUGGGCCCAAAGACAUUGUGCAAUGCAUGCGGGGUAAGGUAUAAAUCUGGGAGGUUAGUGCCGGAGUACCGGCCCGCUGCAAGCCCAACGUUUGUGUCCACGAAGCAUUCAAAUUCGCAUAGGAAGGUGUUGGAGCUGAGGAGGCAGAAGGAGAUGCAGCAUCACCGUUUGAUUGGUCAGAGUUCGGUUUUCGACAUAUCCAGCGGUGAAGAUUCGUAUUUGAUUCAUCACCACAACUGUCCAGAUUAUAGGAACGUCUAACUUAGCUUUCACCGUGGAGCCCUCUUACAUUUAACUUUUUCUUUUUAAUUUCACUCUUUUUCAAAAGUUUUAUAAGCUAAAUUUGAAACUAUAGAAUUGUUCUCGUCUUUUUGGGACUACAAGUGAGUGCAACUCAAAAAAGCAAAAACUGCUGUAUAAUUAAAGGAGAAUAUAGUAGAGUUGUAGAAA